UUUUUUAUUUGAAAAGGGCCUAAGUUUAAUGAGCCGUGUACGUGUUGCAGAUGCAGCAAUAAAUAGAGAACAACAAGCAUUUUUCAGUAAAUACGGUAUAAGUACAACAAGUUGUGGGGGUGAUACACAAAAUCAAGUGGAGGAAAAACAAGAUAAUAAUGCAGCUAAUAACAAUAGAGGAUUUCUGUGUUUGAAAAAUGUUAAUUUAAGUGAAGGUGAGAGGUUUUGCUGUUUGGCAACAUUAUAAGGCCCUC
Messenger RNA from Meloidogyne enterolobii, 254 nucleotides. The record is from the annotation of a GenBank genome assembly. NCBI's taxonomy places the organism in Eukaryota, Metazoa, Nematoda, Chromadorea, Rhabditida, Meloidogynidae.